UGGAGUUCCCAGCGGUCCUGCUCAACGCUGCGACCGGAGAGAUCGAGUCCGAGUUCCACACGUAUGUCCAGCCCCAGGAGCAUCCUAUUCUCUCGGAAUUCUGCACAGAACUAACUGGCAUAACACAGAAUCAAGUUGAUGAAGGGGUCCCUCUAAAUAUUUGUUUAUCACUGUUUCUGAAAUGGAUUCGAAAGAUACAAAAGGAGAAGAAAAUUGUAUUCAACACAGAUAUGCCAAGCAAUUCAACGUCAGAAGCAAAAGCAUGUACCUUUGUUACUUGGACAGACUGGGACCUGGGUGUGUGUUUGCACUACGAGUGUAAGAGGAAGCAGCUGCGAAAACCUGACAUUUUAAAUUCCUGGAUUGACCUCAAAGCAACAUACAGGGUCUUCUAUAAUAGGAAGCCUAAAGGGCUAAAUGGUGCUUUGCAGGAUUUGGGGAUAGCUUUUGAGGGACGUGAACAUUCUGGGCUGGAUGAUUCUCGAAAUACUGCCCGGCUUGCUUGGAGGCUGAUCUGUGAUGGAUGUGUGCUGAGGGUUACUAAAUCUUUGGAUAAGGUCAGCUUUCGGCAAGCGUUGACCAACAGGCCAGCUCUGAGUACAGCCAGGCACUGCCCUCCGGGACAUGGAUCCGAGCUGGUGCUCGUCUCAACAACCAUCUCCUCAGUUAACGUCUCCAGUGAGGAUGUCAGUACGAGUUCUGAUUGCUUAUCUCUGCUGACUGACUGGGAGGAUGUCGCUUUAAUACCAGAAUCUCAAUACGAACAAAAUUCAGACUGUGUUCAACUCAAAGAUGACUUGAGUACAGAUUUUUUAACAGUGCUUGAAGAGAAAACAAUUUCGAAACAACUGCCUGCGCUGAGUUCAGAUAAUCAAAGUUUGGAGAAAACUGUAGUACCCGUGAAGCCUCUGAAAUCUAUCGUUUACAAAAGUCCUGAUACUACUAUCUAUAACGUAGGAACAGGACAAAGACAGACUACAAAUUUUUCAGCUUUCAAGUUGCCAUCUGCAAAGGUAAAUGCUUUUUCAGCACAAUCAGCAUUAAAAGGAAAUUAUUCUACUCCUUCAGAGGUUCCUAAAAGAAAGCCAACUAGUCCGAAACCGUGCCCACCAGCAAAAAAGCAGUCUUUUGCCAUAUAUCAAGAGAAAGCUGCAUCUUUGGAACAUUCCAGACCUUCAAGAACUUCAACUUUGCCCAGAGUGUCUCCUGCCAUUCUUAACUCCACAGUCAAUUUGAAUGAGUCUGUAAGAGCUGUGAAAAAUGGAAAACCAACUCCCCCUCUGUGUAACUGCGGCCGAAGAGCUAAAAAACUGUACGUUUCAAAUGCUGGCCCAAAUCAUGGCAAAGGAUUUUUUUGUUGUCCUGUUGGCAAGCACGAAGGUAGUAAGAAAGGCUGUGGAUACUUCAAGUGGGAACAUGUGCUUCUGAAAGAGAAAUCUCAUGGUCUCACCCGGAAUGCAGAUGCUUUGACCUCUCUUGGAACUCGCAUGAGUAAUUCGGGAAAUUCUUCCAACAAAAAAUAUUUGUGUCUUAGACCCUCUAUGAGAACUUGA
Messenger RNA from Apaloderma vittatum (bar-tailed trogon), 1553 nucleotides. It is a transcript of the gene ERI2, whose product is annotated as ERI1 exoribonuclease family member 2. The record is from RefSeq and is a predicted model, not a curated record. Lineage: Eukaryota; Metazoa; Chordata; Aves; Trogoniformes; Trogonidae. Gene Ontology annotation, molecular function: nucleic acid binding; 3'-5'-RNA exonuclease activity; zinc ion binding. Gene Ontology annotation, biological process: exonucleolytic trimming to generate mature 3'-end of 5.8S rRNA from tricistronic rRNA transcript (SSU-rRNA, 5.8S rRNA, LSU-rRNA). The annotation marks the transcript as partial. The transcript is spliced from 6 exons.